This is a messenger RNA of Ochotona curzoniae (black-lipped pika), 620 nucleotides long. It is a transcript of the gene S100A9, whose product is annotated as S100 calcium binding protein A9. The transcript has 3 exons. NCBI's taxonomy places the organism in Eukaryota, Metazoa, Chordata, Mammalia, Lagomorpha, Ochotonidae. Gene Ontology annotation, molecular function: calcium ion binding. The coding region runs from base 103 to 507 and encodes 134 amino acids. Gene Ontology annotation, cellular component: extracellular exosome; cytoplasm; nucleus. Gene Ontology annotation, biological process: astrocyte development; endothelial cell migration; neutrophil aggregation. The record is from RefSeq and is a predicted model, not a curated record.
GGGGAGCAGGCAGUGGCCCGGCCGGGAGCUGGGUAUAAAGGUGGGAUCCACACUGCCCUGCCAGAUCUCUGUGGGUUCCUCAGCUUGGGCGGAGUGCAGGUUAUGUCCUGCGAGACGGAGAUGUCGCAGCUGGAACGUAGCAUCGAUACCAUCAUCAAUGUCUUCCACCAGUACUCUGUACGGGUAGGCCACCGAGACUCCCUGAACCAGAGGGAACUCAAACAGCUGGUGCAGAAGGAGCUGUCGAACUUCCUCAAGAGGGAGGCAAGGGAUGAGAAAGCCAUCAACGAAAUAAUGGAGGAUCUGGACACCAACCAGGACAAGGAGCUGAACUUCGAAGAGUUCGUCAUCCUGAUGGCAAGGCUGGUCCAUGCCUCGCAUGAGGAGAUGCACAAGAAUGCUCCCCCUGGCCACGAGGGCCACAGCCAUGGGCCGGGCCUUGGUGGGGGUGGCCAUGGCCAUGGGCAUAGCCACAGCCACGGUCACGGCCAUGGCCAUAGCCACUAAGCAGGCGGCCUGCUCAUUCUGUUCUUUUCUGACCCGGGUCGCUGGGAAUGCCACACCCCUCUGCCUGGCUGUGGGGCUGCAGCAGAGGGGUUAGAAUAAAGUCUCUGACGUCA